This is a messenger RNA of Helianthus annuus (common sunflower), 555 nucleotides long. Its product is annotated as SKP1-like protein 1A. Gene Ontology annotation, cellular component: nucleus; cytoplasm. Lineage: Eukaryota; Viridiplantae; Streptophyta; Magnoliopsida; Asterales; Asteraceae. The record is from RefSeq and is a predicted model, not a curated record. The transcript has 2 exons. Gene Ontology annotation, molecular function: cullin family protein binding. Gene Ontology annotation, biological process: SCF-dependent proteasomal ubiquitin-dependent protein catabolic process. The coding region runs from base 1 to 555 and encodes 184 amino acids.
AUGUCAUAUUCAAAAACCAUCGUGUUAACAAACUAUGACGGUGAAACAUUCGUGGUUGACGAGGUUGUUGCAGUGGAGCCUCAAACGAUCGAGCACAUGAUCGAAGACGGUUGUGCUAACACCAGCAUCCCUUUGCCCAACGUCACCAGUAAGAUCCUCUCAAAGGUUAUCGAACACUGUAAGAAACAUGUGGAGACACCGAAUAGCAACGAGAAGGCCGCUAAAGCGGAUCUUAAAUCCUUUGAUUUUGACUUUGUGAAAGCCGAUCAGGGUACUCUGUUUGAUCUUAUUCUGGCUAUGAACUAUUUGAACAUCAAGGAGCUGCUUGAUCUGAUCUACCAGACAGUUGCUGACAUGAUUAAAGGAAAGACUCCUGAAGAAGAGGAGGAGAUGCGCAGGGUGAAUGCGUGGGUUUUUUCAUCAUUUGCUUUGUUUUUGUCACAUGUUAUCAUCGUUGAUAUAUUGACUAACACUGGGCUGAGAGAAGCUGUAUUGGGCGUCUGGAUUGGAAGGCUGGUUGCUAGGCUUAUGAAAGGCUGGUUGUUGAUGGGCUGA